Dracunculus medinensis (Guinea worm) is the source of this 1251-nucleotide messenger RNA. NCBI's taxonomy places the organism in Eukaryota, Metazoa, Nematoda, Chromadorea, Rhabditida, Dracunculidae. The record is from the annotation of a GenBank genome assembly.
UUUAUGAUUUUAACAAUAUUGACAGCAGCACAGCCUUUUUAUCAAUCUGCAGUGGUACAUCAAUCAGAUUUACAACCCGAUCGUCCGAUAGGCUAUGGAGCAUUCGGAGUUGUUUGGGCAGUUACUGAUCCGAGAAACGGGAAACGGGUUGCGUUGAAGAAAAUGCCAAAUGUUUUCCAAAAUCUCGCAUCUUGUAAACGUGUUUUCAGGGAAAUUCGAAUGCUGUCAAGCUUUAAACACGAUAAUGUGCUUGGCUUAAUUGAUAUUCUACAGCCAACAAAUCCGCAUUUUUUUCAAGAAUUAUAUGUGCUGACGGAAUUAAUGCAAAGUGAUUUGCAUAAAAUAAUAGUAUCACCGCAAACAUUGACCACCGAUCAUGUUAAAGUAUUCGUCUAUCAAAUUCUAAGAGGUCUGAAAUAUUUACAUUCAGCAAAUAUUUUGCACCGUGACAUAAAACCUGGCAAUUUACUCGUCAAUAGCAAUUGUAUUUUGAAGAUUUGCGACUUCGGAUUAGCUAGAAUGUGGGAUUCACGCGAUCAACAGAAUAUGACGCACGAAGUGGUUACUCAAUACUAUAGAGCACCGGAACUCUUGAUGGGUGCUAGACGAUAUACUAGUUCGGUGGAUGUAUGGUCAGUUGGAUGUAUAUUUGCUGAACUACUUGCCCGAAGAAUUCUUUUUCAAGCGCAAGGACCUAUUGAGCAGUUAAAUAUGAUAAUUGAUUUAUUGGGAACACCAGCGCCCGAAGAAAUGAAGACUGCUUGUGAAGGAGCUCGCAAUCAUGUAUUGCGAUCACCGUUCAGACCACCAAAUACUGCAAGAUUCUACGAAUUAACCAACCAUAUGACUUUUGAAGCCGUGCAUCUUCUGACUUCGCUUUUAACAUUCGAUCCGGAUAAACGAAUUGGCGUAGAAAAUGCGAUAAAUCAUCCAUACUUGGAAGAAGGGAGAAUGCGUUUCCAUUCAUGCAUGUGUUCUUGUUGCUAUACUACGCCAUCGAACAAUCGAGUUUUCUCACAGCUUCUUGAUCCUUUACAUGAGAAACCAUUUGAUCCAAAGUGGGAGAAGGAGUUGUCGCGAAUGUCGAUGUUUGAUUUGCGUGAUCGAAUGUAUAAUUAUGUAAUAGAAAGAACACCGAUGUUCGGCGUCCCACUUUGCAUAAAUCCAAAUUCUGCAGCGUAUAAGAGUUUCGCCAGUUCUUCUGUCGCUCAGCCAUCUGAACUUCCACCUUCACCAAAUGCGUGGGAUUAA